Messenger RNA from Fusarium vanettenii 77-13-4, 1425 nucleotides. RefSeq lists its product as uncharacterized. The record is from RefSeq and is a predicted model, not a curated record. The coding region runs from base 1 to 1425 and encodes 474 amino acids. Gene Ontology annotation, cellular component: fungal-type vacuole membrane. Gene Ontology annotation, biological process: basic amino acid transport; transmembrane transport. The transcript is spliced from 7 exons. Gene Ontology annotation, molecular function: basic amino acid transmembrane transporter activity. Lineage: Eukaryota; Fungi; Ascomycota; Sordariomycetes; Hypocreales; Nectriaceae.
AUGCUGAUCAUCAAAGGCACCUUUCUUGGCAGUUCUGACAACUCGCUCGUCAUGGCAACGCACCCAACGAUUGCAUCCGAGUUUGAUGCUCUUGGAAUGUCAAGCUGGCUUUUGACCGCUUUUUCCUUGGGGGGCGCUACAACCCAGAUAACGGUGAGUAAACUCGGCGAAGUCUUCGGGCGCAAACAGGUUGUGCUGACGGCCCAUGUGGCAUUUGCUCUUGGAUGCGGCGUUGGGCAGUCGAUGUGGCAUGUGAUUCUCGCAAGGUUGCUAUCUGGAAGCGCAGGAGCAGGCCUAGGCGUCUUGACUUCACUCGUCAUCACAGAUCUAGUGCCACUGCGAGAGGUUGCCGUCUGGCGUAGCUACGUCAAUGUCGCUGGCACGCUUGGCCGGAGUGUCGGCGCGCCGUUGGGAGGCUGGCUGGCUGACGCUGUCAGUUGGCGUUGGUCUUUCAUCGGCCAAGGCCCCCUGGUUCUGCUUGCUGCGCUCUGUGUCUGGAUCAGUUUUCCAGGUCAGCUAUCUCAAGCUGAGCCACGUCAAACAUCCUUAGCACUAUCAACAAGGAUUGCACGCAUUGACUGGGCGGGCGCUUUUACUCUUGCCGUUACCAUCGCCUCGUUAUUACUACCACUCGAAAUAGGUGGUGUCAAUGUUCCAUGGAGUCAUCCCCUUAUUCUCUGUCUCUUUGCGGGCCAUCACGUCCUCCUCGCAGGAUUCAUCUACAUUGAGACUCGUUUGGUCCGAGAGCCUAUCAUUGAUCUCAGCAUCUUCAGAGACAAGCACGUCCUUGGUUGCUUUGGUAUAAUGUUUCUGCAGAUUAGUGCACAGAUUGGGCUCAUGUUCUCAGUUCCGCUCUACUUCAAAGUAACCGCGGGUGCCUCUAACGCCGAAGCUGGGGCUCGUCUGUUCCCAGCUGCCUUUGGGAACACAGUUGCAGGCAUCAUGGCGGGCAUUUUUAUCAAACGAACCGGAAAUCAUCGAGCUCUACUCAUCACUGGAACGCUUCUUUCAAUUUUCGGCUACUUGCUAAUCAUUUUGCGAUGGCGCGGAAACACCGGUUGGCUAGGGUCUCUGUAUAUUCUCCUCAGCGGAUUUGGGACAGGAUUUGUCCAGAGUGCCGUUUUCAUUUCUCUCCAGUCCGCUGUGGAAAAGACCAAACUAACGGCAGCAAUCUCAUGCCUCUACCUCUCUGUUGCCCUGGCCUCCACGCAGGGCCUGGCAAUGAUUAAUGCAGUGCUCCAAAUCGCCGUUCGCCGAAACUUGGGAAGACGCCUCGCUGAUAUUGGUCUGGAUACCGUCCAAAGAGACAAGAUCAUCGCCGAUGCUCUCGACGAUGUGGGCUACAUCCGGGAUGCCCCAGCGCAGAUUGCCAAAGCGAUCACUACCUCUUACAUUCAUGCCCUUGAGUCGACUCAUUGUAAGUGA